AACAGAAGAUAAACUUAAACUGAUUUUAAUUAGAAACAGUCUUAUGUAGAAGUAAUUUGAAAAUCUGUUAUGAAUUUUGGACAUUAAUUUUUUAACAUUUGAAUGUAAUACAUUUCGUUUAGAGACUAUUUAAGCAGUUUAUAGCCCAAGACUGUUUUCCCAUUGAUAAAUAAAUCUUCGGUCUUCAAUUAUUUUAAAAUCCUUUUUCAGUUAGCAUGAGCUCUUAAGAGACAAAUUUGCUAUUGUACACAUUGUUUCUUUUAUAUAGUGUCUUGCUAACUUGGUCAUAAUCUUUAGUAACCUUGUGCUGUGACUAAGGUAUUUGGACCGUUGGGGCACUUCUAUGAUACCAUGCAUUUUGUGUCAAUAAAUAUAUUUUAACAAAAAGAAACCUUAACAAUUGACCCUAAAAAGCAGUUGUUAAAUGUUAAUCCCCAGGUAUCUACUCUUUUGUGGUUGUUGUUACUGUUAAUAAUAAUGCCUUUAUGUAUUUUGUGUAGCACUGUCUUGCUUGCAUUUGUUAUUAAUCAUACAGUUUAGGCCCUUUGUAAAUAGCUCACUGAAGGUAGUGUUCAUCAUAAGAGAACUUCAGUAUUUUGAAAAGCAUGCCAUAAUACAGUAAGAAUAAGUUGAUUACAGUAUUUACUUAUAGGUACUUGUUGAAUUUAGAAAACAGAUUUUUGGGAUUUCUCGUUGCUUUAUUAUUUUUCUAGCUAGAAAGAGUAGUAAAAAGGGCAUGUUAGCUUUGGUUUAGUUUGAGAAACAGACCAACAGCAGAGAUGAAAAAGAUGAGGAGACUGGAAAAUAAAUGCCAAUAGUAUUGGUGGUAGAUUUGGAGAGUUUUCAUUUGAAGAGUUGUAGUUCAUUGGUAGGAUGAAAAUCAACAGUGAACAUGGAAUGGCCGGAAGAUUAGGGUUUAUAAAUGGACUCUUCUGUUAGGCAACAUUUUUCUUUGUGAGAACUGAUUAGGAAAAUAAGUAAAGUUCUAAUUUACUGAUUGUUCCUUUUAACCUAUCUUAGGGUUUUCAUGAUGGUUAGCUUGCUUUCAAAUAUCUAGACUGGAAGGUCUUAACCUGUGGCCUCUCAAAAGCUCUAUAAAUCUCUGUAUACAAAAUUUUGUGUUUGUUUUCAUUUUGGUAUGGAGUAUCUUUGUAAGUUUUAUCCUAUUUUCAGAGUAGUCACAGGACCAUAAAAGGAUUAAAGAAGGAUUAAAGAACCCUGAUCUAGAUCUUUGCUGCUUCUUCCUUAGAGAAUCCUUUCAGAAAUAAAGUAUCUCUGAAGAAUGGACAGAAUUGCCCUGGCUAACUACAAGCUACGGUUCACAGUGGAUAAAUGUUGGCGUGCUUUUUUACUUUCUGACUUUUUAAAAUUUUGCUUUUAUAUCUUGUAGUUUCCAAUCAAUCUUAUAUGAUUGCUAUUUUAAAAUUCAGUAUAAAAUCUUUUCUUAUAUAGUUUAAAACUAAAGUGUGUGUCUACUGUUUUUCUUCAAUGAUUUAGCAUUUCUGAAAACAUCAAGUUCUCAAAAUUUACCCAUAGUCCAAAAGGGGGGUGUCAAUUGAUCUGAGAAAAUGAAGUAAUUUAAUUAAUUUAGGAAAUAUACAGCUUUUCAUUCUUUCAGUUUCCAGUUUUAUAUUUUAAUUUUUUAAUGAUUAGGUAGUAUGUGGUAUCAAAUAGAAAAUUAUAAAUUGCAUGGUUAAAGAAAGCCAUUCAUCUAAUGUGCCUGUGAACCCUAUAAAUGGUUAAGCAAUUUCAUAUGAAUAGCUGCUUUUACCAUGCUUAAGAUUUGAAAGUUUAAAAACUUUUUGAAGUGGGAGGCAGUUUUUGUACAGUAUAUACAUAUAUGUUUAAGUAGUUAUUGAUUUGCAUGUUUAUAAAGCCUCGUUUGCUAAUACAUGAUAAAUGUUAUAGAAUAAAAAGGUGAAUAUUCAUUAAAGGUUCAUUUUAAUGAAGAUGAAACAUAAAAAUGAGUUGUGUAUGACAUUCUCACUUGAUACACAGAGGAGAGUGUGUAAACCUAAACUUCUGAUUAUUUCUGAUUUCAGAGAUGCCAGAGUGGUAAAAGACAUGGCAACAGGGAAGUCUAAAGGAUAUGGCUUUGUCUCCUUUUUCAACAAAUGGGAUGCCGAAAAUGCCAUUCAGCAGAUGGGUGGCCAGUGGCUUGGUGGAAGACAAAUCAGAACUAACUGGGCAACCCGAAAGCCUCCAGCUCCAAAGAGUACAUAUGAGUCAAACACCAAACAGCUGUCGUAUGAUGAAGUUGUAAAUCAGUCUAGUCCAAGCAACUGUACUGUAUACUGUGGAGGUGUCACUUCUGGACUGACAGAACAACUAAUGCGUCAGACUUUUUCACCAUUUGGACAAAUAAUGGAAAUUCGAGUCUUUCCAGAUAAAGGAUAUUCAUUUGUUCGGUUCAAUUCGCAUGAAAGUGCAGCACAUGCAAUCGUUUCUGUUAAUGGAACUACCAUUGAAGGCCAUGUUGUGAAAUGCUAUUGGGGCAAAGAAACUCUUGACAUGAUAAAUCCUGUGCAACAGCAGAAUCAGAUUGGAUAUCCACAAGCUUAUGGCCAGUGGGGCCAGUGGUAUGGAAAUGCACAACAAAUUGGCCAGUAUAUGCCUAAUGGUUGGCAAGUACCUGCAUAUGGAAUGUAUGGCCAGGCGUGGAAUCAACAGGGAUUUAAUCAGACACAGUCUUCGGCACCAUGGAUGGGACCCAAUUACGGAGUGCAGCCACCUCCAGGACAGAAUGGCAGCAUGUUGCCUAAUCAGCCUGCAGGGUAUCGAGUGGCAGGGUAUGAAACCCAGUAAAAAAGGACUCCAUAAUCUAAAGCCAGUGGCUUGAGGCUACAGGGAGUGUAGUAAAGCCGUUGUUUACUUAAAAGAUUUAUCAAAUCAGUCAGUGCAAAUGUCAGAUACAAUGUAUUUAUUUAAAAGAUUCAUUUUUUUAAUCAUGAAAUUACUUAUCAUCCACAUUGUUUUAAAAAGAAACAAGAUGCUGGAUGUCUGCCAAUUUUUGCCUUCAUUACCUUUUUUGAUAAAGUUUCUCAGAUCCUUGUUUCAAAUACAAAUGCAGGGAUUGCUGCCACUUUUUUAAAAUUAAGAGGCAGAAAAUUGCACAAUGUUGAACUUUUUUCCACUAAAGUAGUGUGCAGUUCUAGUUUGCAUUCCUGAUAUGAUUUAAAACAUGUAAUAUAAAGAUGUUAAAAAAAAAUGAAGAACCAAAACUGUGCAGAGUCUAGAAGUUCUUUGUAAUCUUCAGCUUGUGCACAAUUCUGUUUUAGGGGUUUUUGUUUUGUUUUUUGUUUUUAAGGCAUUGUUUGAACUCUCCCAUCUCCACUGUUUUCCCUUGGGGUUUUUUAAAUAUAAAUUAUUAGUUUACAUCAUUUUUGUAACUACAUUUUUCACAAAUUUGUCUUGCCUUAUUAAAUUUCUGUAAAAUAUACUUAAAUGGAAAAAAAUGAUGUUCACUUAGUUUGAAAACUUUUCUCAGAUGGAUUGAUAAUUGCAUUCAUUUUGUGUUUUAUAUGAGAAGGUGCCUCAAGAAUUCCCUCUUGGAUUUGUUUAAAAGGAUUUUUAUCUUCUGUGAUAUACUUUGCUGUGUACCAGGAAAUAUAAAAACAAAAACUUGCUACUAAAGAAAAUCUCUGAAAUGUGAUAAGUUCUUAUGAGCCCGUGUUAAUUCCAUGUGUCAACUUCUACAUUUACAUGUACUGUUUCAUUCUGUAAAAUGUUUUAGCAGUUUAAUAUUUUGCACAAUUAGCAAGCUUUGUAGGUCAUUUCCUUCUUAAAGGCAUCCUGCAGAGUUGACAGAUUUAUAAGGUUCUAAGUUGUUUGCAUGUGAAUAUCAAAUACACACUUUGGUAGUCUUUGAAUACAAAGUCAUCUGCUCUUGUUUUUCAAGAAUUUUGAGACACAAAGUUGUAUGUAAAGGAAGAUAUUAAUUUGCCAUUUUCUAGUUAUAUUUACUCAAAAAGAGUGAAUCAAUUUGUACAAAUGAUAGCUGUGAAACUGUAGAAUAUCCUACAUCAGGCUUGGGGUUCAUUUUGAACUUCAAAAUUAGCCUGAAGGACCAGCCGGGCAAAGUGUUUUUUAAAUGUUCAGAGGCCAAAAGAUAAACAAACAAAAAAAAACCUUAAAAUCCUACCUCCUUAAACAGCCUUCAAAGAGGAGAAUCCUCAGUGCAAUCAUUAUUUUGAUUCUUUUGGUACCUGUUUUCCUGGAGUUCCCAAUUUUAUUAUUUUGGGGUGGCUCCGAGCAUUAAGAGGUUUAAUCUUUGAUGGCAUUAUUCUAGUUUUGAAAUUUCUAGUACAUUUCAGAGUGUCGUCAAAGAGUUGUGGGAGAUUUUGUUUUGUUUUCAGUGAAAGUCACAAACUUCAUUCUUCCUUGACUCACAAAGGGGAAGAGUCCCCAAUAUACAUAUUUGGAUGGUUCCGUUGUUUUUAAGACCUUCAGAGAGCUCCUAGUAUUUAGCAACAGAUAAAAGCCUGUGAAAUCUUGGUUUCCUGAACUGUCUUUUCCAGGUAGGAGCAAAUUAAGGUGGUCUCUAAAGCCAAUACUCAUGUAAACCAGAGCCCAGGAAAGACAACUCAUAAGUGUAUAAUUCUCUGGAGCUCAAUUCUAUGCAGUUGUACUGAUGUUUCAUUAAGUCACUGUGUAUUUUUAAGUGUUGAUACAUUAAAAGUUGCUUUAUGGAAGAUGAGUAAAUUUUUUAAAUACUUGGGAAUUUUAUUUCCUUGUUAAAUUUUACAGAUCAGGGCAUGCAACCAGAAGCAGCUUAAAUGAAAUACUCAAAAAAAUAAAUAAAUAAAUUAUCAGGAAACUAUUUUUAGAUUCUUCUGGCUUAUGUUUCUAUUUUAGGACCCUCGUUAUUUUUCUUACUCAAAAAUACUUUAUUUCCUGUACACCUGUGGACUGCAGGGUAAAUUAUUUGGGCAUAAGUAAUUUAAACAAAAGUAUAAUUUUCAUUUUGACUAUCUUAAUAAUACUUUUUACUAGUCAGUAUAUUUUCUUAUUGCACAAGUCUUAAAGUGUACAUUGACUACUUUUUGAGAAGAAAGUGGUAUUUCUCAAAAAGUUACUACUGAACAAAUUGACAUUUCAAGAACAUUGCUAACUUUGGUUUAAAUCUUACUCCUAGUGUUGAAUCAUUUAAAGAUUUUUUAGCCUAAAAAUCAUACUGGUAUUAGUAUCAGGUAAGGAAAUUAAAGUUUUAAAAAUGGCUUCAUUGUCUGCAAUAUUCAUUCAGAUUACUAUAAAAUACAUCUGGUACUGUAAAGAACCUGAAGUGAUACACAUUGAAUGGGUCAUUAAUCCAGUAUUCUUUGCCCUGACUGUUUGGAUAUUAAAGUUCCUUUAUGUUUUCUAUAA
This is a messenger RNA of Panthera uncia (snow leopard), 5364 nucleotides long. RefSeq names its product TIA1 cytotoxic granule associated RNA binding protein (gene TIA1). The transcript is spliced from 8 exons. Gene Ontology annotation, cellular component: cytosol. Lineage: Eukaryota; Metazoa; Chordata; Mammalia; Carnivora; Felidae. Gene Ontology annotation, molecular function: mRNA binding. The record is from RefSeq and is a predicted model, not a curated record. Bases 1945 to 2805 code for a protein of 286 amino acids.